Molecule: messenger RNA, 1524 nt
Organism: Didymosphaeria variabile
Lineage: Eukaryota; Fungi; Ascomycota; Dothideomycetes; Pleosporales; Didymosphaeriaceae
Exons: 4
Coding region: 1-1524 (507 amino acids)
Biological process (GO): transmembrane transport
Cellular component (GO): membrane
Molecular function (GO): transmembrane transporter activity
Source: RefSeq, a predicted model, not a curated record
AUGGGCCACCCUUCAUUCCAUCCCAAGACGUUAGACUCACCGAAUGAGCUACCUCUGAUCGUGGAAGCCUCUGAAGAAGUCAAGCAAAAGCCGCGAAAAUGGUACUACUAUCUGUGGGACACGUUGGACAAGCCAAAGGAAGAAAGAUGGUUCAUGUUCAAGCUCGAUGCAGCGCUUUUGACCUUCGCGUCGCUGGGCUACUUCAUCAAAUACCUUGAUCAGACGAACAUCAACAGCGCCUUCGUUUCCGGCAUGAAAGAAGACCUUGGUCUCUACAAGAACCAGCUUAAUUACAUGCAGACGUGCUGGACUGUCGGCUAUGUGAUUGGCGAGCUGCCCAGCAAUAUGAUCCUUACACGGUUUCGACCCUCGAGAUGGAUCCCAUGCAUGGAAAUCACCUGGGCUGUUCUGACUUUCUGUCUUGCUCGGGCUAAUAAUGCGACGACGAUCUACGUUCUGCGGUUCUUUAUUGGGCUCGCGGAAAGCACGUUCUAUCCCGGAAUGCAGUACAUUAUUGGGUCUUGGUACCGGAAAGAAGAGUUAGCCAAGCGUAGUUGCAUCUUCCACACCUCAUCUGCACUAGGCACCAUGUUCUCAGGCUACCUCAUGGCAGCAGUCUACAAGCUCGGAGGCCGCGGCGGAAUGGCAGGCUGGCAGUGGCUUUUCAUCAUCGAUGGCGUCAUAUCACUACCCAUUGCCAUCGCCGGCUUCUGGUUCAUCCCCGACGUGCCCGAAAUAGCCAAGCCAUGGUACCUCACCGAGGAAGAAGUGAAGUUCGCGCAGAAGCGCAUGCAGCUCGAAGGACGUCAACAGCGCAAGCCCUACACGAAAGCAAAGUUCAAGAAGAUAUUUACAUCUUGGCAUAUCUACGCUUUAACACCUUUGUACGUGUUCUUCAACAACGGUGGUGUGAGUGCGGCACCUGUGUUCCAGCAGUACCUCAAGGCUUCGAAGGACCCGAAGUACACCGUCAGCCAGAUCAACGUCUACCCGACGAUUCAAAACGGCGUGCAAGUUGUGUCAACGCUGGCGAUGGCUUGGAUAAGCGACGGCGUGCUAAAGGGAGCGCGGUGGCCAAUGAUAGUCUUCGGUGGCUGUGUGAACAUAAUGACUGAAGUAUCGUUGGCUGUGUGGAACAUCCCUACGAAGUGGAAGUGGGCUUGUCUUUCACUGACCGGAGUGGCCGGCGGUUUAUCCGGGUUGUGCAUGGCAUGGGCACAUGAAAUAUGCACACACGACAACGAGGAGCGCGCCAUUGUUAUUGCAAGCAUGAACGAGAUCGCUUAUGUGCUGCAAGCAUGGUUGCCGCUGAUAGUGUGGCAGCAGGUCGACGCGCCGGAAUACCGCAAGGGCUUCAUCACCGUUAGCUGCUUGAGCUUUAUGUUGAUCGUCACAGCGUUGACGAUCAGAGUGCUACAUGCUAGGGAGUUAGCGCAAAGGCGAGAUGAGGAUCUUUCUGAUGAAAAUUUAGUUCAGUCGGACAGGGAUGAAAGCACCGAAAGAAGCGUGGAUGUGAAAGUGUGA